Aspergillus oryzae RIB40 is the source of this 756-nucleotide messenger RNA. RefSeq names its product class I SAM-dependent methyltransferase. The transcript has a single exon. Bases 1 to 756 code for a protein of 251 amino acids. Lineage: Eukaryota; Fungi; Ascomycota; Eurotiomycetes; Eurotiales; Aspergillaceae. The record is from RefSeq and is a predicted model, not a curated record.
AUGGCAAUCCAAAAAUACGACACAAUCGGCGCUUCCUACAACGACGUUUCCCAACUCGCCACCGGCAAACUCCAACUAGCAGCCAUCCAAGCCCUAAUCGGCGACAUCAAAGGACUCACCGUCCUCGAACUAGCCUGUGGACCCGGCUUCUACUGCCGAAAAGCCAUCUCAUGGGGCGCCCGCCACGCCACGGGGGUCGACAUCUCCCCAACAAUGGUCCACGCGGCACGCGCCAACGCAAAAGGGGAUAAGCGAAUGGAAUUCCACAUCGCAGAUUGCAUCCAGCCCUUCAAUUUCAACAUCGGUCAAUUCGACAUCAUCCUCGCACCAUGGUUACUGAACUAUGCCCGAAACGAGUCCGAGCUUGUAGGCAUGUGGCGCAAUGUCUAUAACAGCCUGAAGCCCGGUGGGAAGGUUAUUGGGAUUACUACGAACCUUCAUCUACUGGAUAACCCUGCUGCGUUUCCUACGGGGCGGCGUUUCGGGCAGGAAUUGGAAGUACUGGGUGCGAUUGAGGAUGGGGGGUUGGAAGUGAGGGCGACUUUGUUUACGUCGAAGCCUUUUUCUUUUACGAAUUAUUAUUUGCCGAGUGUGUUGUAUGAGAAAUCGGCUUUGUUGGCUGGGUUGAGUGAUUUUCGGUGGAUUUCUAUUACUGAGGCUCUUUUGGGGGAUUGUGAGGUCGAUUGGGAUGCGUUUUCGAAAUGUCCUCCUUUCUUGACUUUUACGGCGGUGCGGCCGUUGGAUGUGUUGAAAUGA